Messenger RNA from Medioppia subpectinata, 1320 nucleotides. The record is from the annotation of a GenBank genome assembly. Lineage: Eukaryota; Metazoa; Arthropoda; Arachnida; Sarcoptiformes; Oppiidae.
CCUCAGGUUUCAAACAAUGACAAAAUUGUGACCAAUUGUUCCGAUACUACUGUUGAUGCGGACAAUCAAUUCAAUCCCAAAGACCUCAUAUUUCGGACAUCGAAUGCAAGUGACAACCAAUGGGUCGUCAUUUACAACAAGAAAUGGCGAAACAUACUGUGUAAUUCACCGAAACAGAACCCAAGUCUAGUGACCGAUAAAACCAAAUGCAAACAAUUGAUUGGUAGAAAUCAAACAGUCAUCGAACUCAUCGACCCAUCGAUUGUGAAGAGUAUCGAUGAUGUCGUUGAGAACCCGUCGGGAAAUGUAAUCCACGGAUACUAUAUAUUCUUCAGACGAGACGGACGGCCAGUCUUUUGUGACAAAUCUAUGUUUGUCCCGAAGAAUAGGUUUAAUAUUUUAUCUGAAGCCUACAUUUACCAACAUAUUCAUUACGCGAGUGAUGUUGACAUAGAUCUGGGCUAUGAGUUGACGCCACUGUCCGUCAAAAACGAGCCCACAGUCCAGUGGCCCACAGAAGAGGGCGAAUACUAUACCUUGGCUUUGGUUGAUCCCGACGGCGAGUUCGCACAGUUAAACAUUGGCAGAUAUGAAGGCAUCGGAGUGUUCGGAUCGAAUGUCCAUAGAGUGACUUACAUGUAUACAAAUGCCAUUCAAUGGCAGUUUGAUGUGCCAUCAAGGAAAAUGUCAGAUCUAUCACCCAUUGGUAAAGGGAUUAUCAAAAGAUUCAGUGGUAAUGAUUACGACUGUUAUGUCAAAUAUCAGACCGUAAACUAUAUCGUAAGCAACUUUAUUGAGACCCAUUGUUAUUAUGGCAAUACUAACACCACAGACAUAGUUUCUAAUUACAACCCCAAAGCUAUCAUAUUCCGGGCAUCGAGUGAUAGCACUAAUGAAUGGGUUGUCAUUUACAGUAGGAAAGGGUCACUCAUAUCGUGUUAUUCCCCGAAACAGAGCCCAAGUCUAGUGACCAAUAAAACUCAGUGCAGAAAAUUGAUUGGAAGAAAUAAAACAGUUAUCGAAACCAUCGACCCAUCGAUUGUUGAGAGUAUCGAUGGUAUCGUUGAAGGUAUCGAUGUAUUCAAUAAUAGGAUCAUCGGAUACCACAUAUUCUUUAACCGAGACGGACGACCAGUCUUUUGCUCUAAACCUAUAGACGACACAACGAAAACUUGCAAUUUGGAGAAAGACAUCACUUAUAUACUGCCCGACUGUUUCCCUCCAGAAAAAGGUUGGUUCGAGAGUUGGGGCAAAAUUGCUUUGAUAGCAAUCGGUGCCUUUGUCCUCAUAUUUAGCAUAAUAUGUGGUAUCAUCUGUUGC